AUGGAAUACCCCGACGAUCUAGACCUAGAAGGCAUGAACGCGCUGGACGAACUGACCGGCGAUGCUGGACCAUAUGAUCAUACUCCCGCACCCAAGCUGUCCUCCGAGCUACAGGAUCUCAUCCGAGCCACCAAGUCCCAGACUCCAGCGAAUGGAACCCCCAAGCGCAAAUCGAGCAAGAUGGACUACCUCUUCAAGAUCACCGCACCCAUCACCCCGACGAUCCUCGCUUCUGCCGCCAUCCUCUCCACUCAACCCAAAAUCCACCAAGGGCAAGGCGAAGACGGCGACGCACUAUUCUGUCAAAUUCGCGACAUCGACAUCCCAGCGAUUAAAGAAUGGCUUGCGGAGGCAUACCCCACCGUCUCACCAACGUUCAUCCCCAUCAACAUCGCACGCAAAGCCCUUUCCCCAUUCUCCGCAUACCCAACUCUAGGCUACGACACCACACUACCUCACCGUCGCCCCCAAACCAUCACGCCCUCCGACUACCAACCCGCACAAAACCAAUUCCCAGUAUGGUACUUCUUCUACGGCACCCUAGCCAAUCCCUCACAACUAGCCCAUCUCUUCAACUCGCCACCAGGCCAGCAACACACGUUACUCCCCGCUAUGAUACACUCCGGAAAGAUCAGAACUUGGGGCGGUAAGUACAAAGCGCUGGUUGAUAACCUUGGCACGUGCGUGGAGGGGUGCGCGUACGAGGUUGUGUCGCAGGAGCAGGAGGAUGCGUUAAGGGUGUAUGAGACGGCGAAGUAUGAGGUUGUGAGGGUGGAGAUUAUGUGUCGGAUGGAUUCUCGAGCGAGGGUUGUGAGGGGGUUGACGUUUCGUUUUGCGGGGGAGGAGGGGGAGUUGGAUGAGGAUGAGGGGGAGUCGGAUGAGGAUGAGGGUUAG
Messenger RNA from Alternaria novae-zelandiae, 894 nucleotides. RefSeq lists its product as uncharacterized. The record is from RefSeq and is a predicted model, not a curated record. The coding region runs from base 1 to 894 and encodes 297 amino acids. Lineage: Eukaryota; Fungi; Ascomycota; Dothideomycetes; Pleosporales; Pleosporaceae. The transcript has a single exon.